GGAGACACGGGGUUCCGAUCAGCUGACCAUCAAAACAGACGGGGGGCGGAGGCAUGGGGUAGCUAAAGGCCUGAUAGUCUGGCGCACUCAGAACACUGCUGGUUAAGGCAACGCUGGUGUCAAUCAUAUAUAUAUUUUUAACUGUGAUAAAGGAAACAAUACGUGAUUUCUCCCAGAGACUCCUUCUUGUCGUAUUAUCCCUUAGUAAUGUUGGCUAGGUGGUAGCAAGUAUGUGUUGACAGGCCCGCGCUGCUGUCAAAGCCGAUGUGAUCUGUGUCGCCUUGGUACUUCUGUUUUGUUGACUCACGUGCUGUACUGUAGAGAGGAAGGAUGGCCGCGCUAGAGAGCCAGAGCCAUGUAUUUCCGGCACGGGUACCAGCAGAGGUUAAGACCCUAGUGAAAGCCACUCACACCAUGGACAAAGCUGUCUUCAGGCGGCUCAUCAAGAUUGCCCUAGGCUACCUGCAAGGUGGAGGAACAGAACAGGAGGCAGCCAUUACUCACCUUUGUGGAGCAAGCCAAGCCAACACUGAAGAACAGGUCAUGAGUGUGUGUGUUCAGUAUUCUGGAGUAAUAAGUCUGCUAAGGGCUGUCCUAAGGCUCAACACUACCACCACUCGCCAAGAUGCGUUUGUAGCAGAUCUCACAGCCCUUGGGCUACCUGGUGAGUUCGCUGUGGAUGUGGGCCGAGUGGUGUAUGGAGCAGCCCGACCAGACAUUGACCACCAGUUGGUGGCCAACUCUCCGUCUCUACCCACCCUCGCCCACAUGAGUUGGAGGGUUGACGUCACUAUUUCAACAAGCUGGCUGUCACGAGUACUAGAACCAGUGGUGGUGAUACGGAUGAAGACCAGCACUGGUGCCUCACACACUUUCCAGGUUCCACUGAAUAAGUUCCAUCUGUUGAGGUUUACAGUAGCAAGCCUGCUGCACCAGAUGGGCAUGCUGCAGGCUGCUCCUAUAUGUAAGAAGUAGAGACGGUGGUGGUGGUUCUUUUGGUGCAAGGUUUCAUGCAUCUAUGUGGAAGACUGUUUCAAUUGAUGUGGUGUUACAGAUGAUCAUUGAUGGUUGUUUCAGUAGCAUUUCCUCCUAGAUGAAACAGGAGCUUGGAGUAGAAUACAGUGAACACAAAAGUUAUUGUUAUUGUUUCAGUGAUCAAUAGUGUUACUAUCUGUGGUUUCUGACUAUUCAAGUGCAGUAAACAAGUCAGUGAUGACUGGGUAACUAUGAUUGAUGAAUUUUCCUGAAGCCAAGAUACUUGGUUUAAACUAGGUAUAUGAACUUUGCAAUGCAAAAAAUGGAAGUUUAUUUAUAAGCUUCAUAAGCUUGUUGUAACAAAUAUUUUUCUAUGUGGAAUGAUCAUAGAUCUAUUCUGGCCACAGACAAACGUCAGCAACUAACAUUUUGUGCUACACCUGCAAGUUUGAUUUUUUUUUUUUUUAUGGUCCAAACUUUCAAGGAAUCCAACUGUGAUCUAUGUACAGAAGUAGAACAGUGUGUGAGCCUUUUGUCAUCUAUCCAUGUUUUACAUUUUUAAAUGUUUUUAAUACCAUGUCUGGGAGUAUGACAUGAUAAUUAAAACCAAAGUUAUACACAAUGAAAAUUACCUCCUAUAUCAAACAUUUGUACAACUUACUUAUUGACAAGGAUCUUGAAAAACCUAUUUUCAUGUUAUUCCUGACACUGAUUUAGUGUUGAAACCUUGUUCAACAUCACUGUUGCAUACAAACAGCUUCCUUCAUAAUAAAAAAAAAUCAAGUUUAUAAAAUAACCAGUAUAAAAAUCAUGUGCAUAUUUUCAGAAUAAAGUACAAAAAUUCA
Messenger RNA from Scylla paramamosain (green mud crab), 1820 nucleotides. RefSeq names its product COMM domain-containing protein 5-like (gene LSm-4). Gene Ontology annotation, cellular component: nucleus. The record is from RefSeq and is a predicted model, not a curated record. The transcript is spliced from 6 exons. Lineage: Eukaryota; Metazoa; Arthropoda; Malacostraca; Decapoda; Portunidae. Bases 331 to 975 code for a protein of 214 amino acids.